Colletotrichum truncatum is the source of this 387-nucleotide messenger RNA. RefSeq lists its product as uncharacterized. The record is from RefSeq and is a predicted model, not a curated record. NCBI's taxonomy places the organism in Eukaryota, Fungi, Ascomycota, Sordariomycetes, Glomerellales, Glomerellaceae.
AUGUCAUCAGCACUUUACCGCCAGGCCUUCCGCGCAGCCGUAGGGCGUACCGCAAGACCUUUGUCCGCAAACCGCCUAAUUAGCCGCUCAGUUGCAACUAAGCAAGCCUCCCCGGGUGCCUCAUCAAACGUCCGCGAGCCGAUCUCCUCCGAUCCUGAAAGCCAGACCGUUAACAAAGCCCGUGGUCUCGAUUCUGAAAACAGCCCCGACUCAGCCUCAUUGGCGAAGCCCGUCAGCAACCCCGAAAAUGAUAAGAUUGGAUUGCAGGAGGAGCCGCAGCCUAGCCAGGAGAAUAUGAAGAAUGACCCGAACGCCCCAGCGGCACAGAAGAGGGCAAACGUGGAAAAGGAGGGGAAAAAGCCAUUGGAUCCGGCUGACAAGCCCUAA